AUGUCAUAUAUAGUAAAUAAGUACGGGUGAAAACAUUAAUAGGUACAACACCAUUGCUUGUGUGACUGCUAUAUGUGCGUCAUCAAGGAUCGAUAUAUCUCGAAUCUCGAACCGAUACGACUGUCGAUUCUACUAAUUCAUUGACGUUAUAACUCCUUAUAGUCCAUUCUACAGUAAUACAGAUUAAACACAGACGGUAUGUAUAAGUGUGGUUAAUUGUAAAAUUUACAAUUUAAACGUAAAAAACGUUUUAUUUAACAUAAACGGGCGUGGAUAACAGAUAAAUUUUUACAUUCAGUUACAGAUAACGAGUUCCAUUGCUAGUGGAAUAAUCAGAAGCGGCAAAAUGACGGAAUCUGAGAAUAUUUUCUUGUUUGUGCCCAACAUUAUUGGUAAAUAAAAUUUAAUUCUAAUAUUCUUAUGACAAUUUGAAUUUAUUUUAUGUUAUUUUAUACACAAAAAUAUUGUGUAUUUUUUAAAACCAAUAUAUGUAAUAUAUUAAAAUUUAAAAAUAAUAUAUGUAUGAUAAGUAAAAUACUAUCUUAAAAAUAUUUAUCUUGUAUGAUUUUCUUUUAUUGCAACACAUAUUUUAUAAUCUUAAAUUUGUUGUAUUAAUGAACAGAUUGAUGCUAUAACACAUAUUUACAUGAAUUUAUUAUUUCUGAUACAUAAAUGGUUUUUAUGAUCAAAUAUUAUUUUUCUUUUUAUAUUUUAAAUGUUAAAAAAUAUAAAGUUCAUCAUUAGCUAUAGAGAAUAUAAUACAAAAAGACUAAAAGCAUUGCACUUUUAAGACUUCCUAUGAUCUAUAGUGAUUCAAAGAUUGGUUUUAUGUAACUAUUCACUAUAUUUGAAAUAAAAAUAAAAGUUAUUCAGUUGAUAAGAUAAGGAAAUAUGUUGUAAAUAUAUUGAACACUAUUAAAACUAUAAUAAAUUACAAAAGAUAUAAAAAUGAUAAUAAUAAUAAUAAAUAAUGUAUGUAUGUAUGUAUAUAUUAACAGGCUAUGGCAGAGUGAUUUUGGCUAUUAUAUCUUUUUAUUUUAUGACAACUAACCAUGUUAUUGCAUCAUGGUGUUACAUUAUUAGUGCACUAUUGGAUGCAGUGGAUGGUCAUGCAGCAAGAUAUUUUAACCAAAGUACCAAAUUUGGUGGUAUGUUAGAUCAAUUGACUGAUCGUGUUGGUACCAUGUGUCUUUUAGCUACAUUGUGUAUGUUUUAUCCAUCAUAUUCAUUCUGGUUUCAAUUAAGCAUGGCCAUUGACAUUAGUUGCCAUUGGAUAUACUUGCACACAUCACUUUUACAAGGGAAAACAAGUCACAAAUUUAUUGAUAUGUCUGAAAAUUCAAUUAUGAGAAUGUAUUAUACUAAUCGUACAGUCUUAUUUAUUAUGUGUGCUGGUAAUGAAGCCUUUUAUGCUGCAUUAUAUCUCCUUUACUUUACGCAAGGACCUACUUGUAAGUUGUUGGUAAUGUAUCUUUCUGCACCUAUAGCAUUUAUCAAAGCUGGUAUUUCAUUGUUACAUGGAUAUGUAUCCUGCAUUAAUUUAAGCAUUAUUGAUCUCAAGGAAAGACAAGAGCGUUUAAAAGUAAAUUAAGUUUAUUAAAUAUUUAAUCAAAAUAAAUGUGAUUGAAUGAUCUUCCUAAAUUAUAUAUAUAAUUAUAUUUAUGUCAGUUGAUCUAAUUGAAUGUAUCACAAUUGAAGUUAAAAACCAACAUAAAGUAGAUAUAUGUUGCUAGUCAUUAUUGAAUUUCUAUUUUAAUAAUAACAAGCAUAUUAUAAAUAUUAUAUGUUAUAUUCCAAAAUAGUUAAAAGUCUAAGAUAUUUAAACAAAUAUCAGUAGAUUAUAAUAGAUCUCAUAUUUUUCUAUUUCAUAAAUAUUAUAUUUUCGUGUGAAGAAUUCAAUGAUUAAAUAUUUUGUGUAUAAAAUUCAAUGAUUUUUUUGAUAAGUUUUUUUUAGAAUAGCAUUAUCUAGAAGAUGUAUAAAUAUACUAAAUAUUAAUUUUUAAAUAUUUUAAUGUAAUCUAUUAAAAAUAUAUUUAAUAUCUUAUAAUUUUAUAUAUAUUAUAUAUUGUAGUUUUUAUUAGAUUUUUCCUGUACUUCAUAG
Messenger RNA from Heterotrigona itama, 2101 nucleotides. The record is from the annotation of a GenBank genome assembly. Lineage: Eukaryota; Metazoa; Arthropoda; Insecta; Hymenoptera; Apidae.